Cottoperca gobio is the source of this 3928-nucleotide messenger RNA. It is a transcript of the gene gpc3, whose product is annotated as glypican 3. Bases 236 to 1984 code for a protein of 582 amino acids. Lineage: Eukaryota; Metazoa; Chordata; Actinopteri; Perciformes; Bovichtidae. The transcript is spliced from 8 exons. Gene Ontology annotation, biological process: regulation of protein localization to membrane; cell migration; positive regulation of canonical Wnt signaling pathway. The record is from RefSeq and is a predicted model, not a curated record. Gene Ontology annotation, cellular component: extracellular region; cell surface; plasma membrane.
AGCGACUCUGAAGUUAUCAGCAUUGGAGUAGCUUCGACAAGAGGCAGCAAGCGAGCUGUGCGGACGGACCGUUGAGGGAGAGAGAAAAAAGCGGGAAGAUGCUGAUCCUGGAGCUGCAGCUUCACCUCUUCAGCGCAAACAUGGGAUGCUCUUGUAACUUUUAAUGUGUUGAAGUGUAUCUCCGUUUGUUGGCUGCUUAAUUCUGUCCGUUUUAAGUGCUGCUCGCCUGCCUGUCAUGCUUGCUCCAUCAGCGCACAGUGCGCUCUUUCUGUGCGCCUUCCUCCAACUGUUCUCCGUGCCCGGCGGACAGGUGCCGAGCUGCCAGGAGGUGCGCACCGUGUUUCAGUCCCUGCACCCAGGCUCCAAGUGGGUCCCCGAAACCCCGGUGUCAGGUGCCGAUCUGCAAGUCUGCCAAACCAAAGGCCCCGCCUGCUGUUCCAAGAAAAUGGAGGAGCGGUAUCAGGUAGCCGCACGCAGCAACAUGGAGUCUGGUCUGCAGGUUGUCAGUGCUCAACUCAAACGUCUCAUCAUCCAGAACGCCGCUAUAUUCCAAGAGGCUUUCGACCUGGUCCUGCGUCAUGGUCGUAACUUCACCCUGGCUAUGCUGAAGUCGGAGUUCCCAGGUCUCGGAGGGGGAGCCCAGAGCUCUGUAGGGCAGCUCUUCCUGGACAUGUCGCUCUACAUACUGGGCUCAGACUCCACAGUGGACCACAUGGUGGCGGUGCUCUAUGGUCGCCUCUUCCCCCUGGCUUACCGCCGCCUGUUGGGCGGCACCGUAUCCUCUGUGUCUGAGGAGUGUGUGAGAGGAGCCUGGAAGGAGUCAGGAGCAUUUGGCCCUUAUCCCAAACUGAUGAUGACCCGUCUGUCUCGCUCCCUCCUGGCCACACGAGUCUUCCUGCAGGCGCUGAACCUGGGCAUUGAGGUUGUCAACACCACCGACCACCUGCGACCCGGCCGGGACUGCAGCAGGUCCCUGCUGAGGCUGUGGUACUGCCCGCACUGCCAGGGCAUGCUGGGGCCGCCAGCCUGCAGAGGCUUCUGUCAGGCGGUGAUGCAGAGCUGCUUGGGGGGAGCGGCCGAGGUGCAGCCUCACUGGAAGAGCUACGUAGACGGACUGGGGAAGCUGGCCGGUGCCAUGAGGGGAGAGCAGGACAUGGAGGCUGUUGUUCUUAGACUGCCUUCAAUGAUCAAACUGGCUAUCAAGCAUGCUGUGAAUGCCCGCAGCCGCCUCACUGCCCUGGUGAGCGGGAUGUGUGGAACCACUCCUCAGCGGGCCUCUCGCUCAGUAGCAUCCCCUCCUCCCCAGCUUCCCGCUGCCUCUGCAGCCCGCAACACGCAGCUCUCCUCCUCGGACUCAGAUGAGACUCUGGGUGGCCUCCGCAGGGAGUUCAUAUCCAACUUGAAGGGCUUCAGCUCCUUCUACAGCGGUCUUGGGGAGGCGCUGUGCAGCCGUGAGCCUGCUCCAACAAACUACUCCCUCUGCUGGAAUGGGCAGGAGAUGACAGACAGGUUUUCAGUGCCGGUCUUGAAGCGAUCGCACCCCGGCUCCGAGUCCCGAAGCAACAAGCCCCCCGAGCCGAUCAUCAGCCAGAUCAUAGACAAACUCAAACACAUCAACCAGUUGCUGCGGCUGGUAACGGUGUCUGAAAAGCGCUGGAGAGCCCGGUCGCGGGCAGGUGGAGGGGACGGGUGGAACGAUGAGGGGGAAGAGGGAUUCGAGAGCGGAGACUGUGACGAUGAAGACGAGUGCACUGGAGUGUCAGGGCUGGGGCCGCCACCGAGACGUAAACGGUUACGCAUCUUUGCAGACCUGGCUGAUAACCUAGCAAUGGACGACUUCACCUUCCAGGAGCAGCUGCUGACCCCUCGCCUGGCCACAGCCGGGGUCGGAGGCGUCUCCUCACCUGCGGCUCCGCUGUGGAGGAGCUCCCUGGUCCCGACUUUCCCCGUGACGCUCGCUCUGCUCCUGUUUCGUCACCACUGACCAGUGCGCUCACACACUCCCAGCACCACUUUCCCCUAGGAUUCAAUGCAAACUCUGUGGAACGGGACAAACCUUUUUAUUUGUAUGCUCUGGUUCCUGAUGUAAAGUUCAUCAAAGGAAGCAUCAACAACAACAAAUUCUACUUUUCUCUUUAUUUAUUUUAGUGAGAACUUUUUUUGUUUCAUUCUAAACUAAACUCGAUGUCCUCAACAAGCCUAUUAAAGCACACCAGAUAAACAUGGCAUUGUUUAAAUAACAAACUCGCCCUCGGGUCCACUCCCACUAUGGUUAUUAUAACUUGUGUGCCCUCUUGCCUCCCGUCCUCACAUCGACCUGCAAGUGAGGAGCUACUCUUGAGAACAAACACACAAAAUACUUUUUUUAAAUGCUCCUAGUCUGCAACAAGUUAGCGCCCGACAGAAACAUGUUGUGAAGAAGAACAAAACUUUUGCUACUCUCUUCCAUGGUAGUGAAACAUCUCCUGCCAGGACCGGGCUUCAGCUGGGGAGUGAUGAACUCCUUAUCCCCAGAGGUUAAACCCUUAUUUGAACAUGCACUGUACCUUAAGAUGCUCUGUUGAUAUUUAUAUCUCCCCCUCACAUUGUUUGUGUCCUAGUGAUAGCUAAAUUAUUUCUGAGUGAUUCCCUCAACUCAAGUGUUCACACUCUCACCGUCAGUGUUUGCUUUGUUUUGUAACGCUGAUUAUUUUUUAACAGUAACAGCUCUAUGAUACAAUAUAUUCAUCAUAAGAGGCUAAAUCUCAAACGCAGCCUGAUAACUGUACAGAUGUAUGUUUUUUUCUGUGUUGGUGCCAUGUUUACAAAAAGAAAUUAUUUGAAAUAUUGGCAUAUUUCACAAGAAUAUAUGGUUUGUGGAGUGAAUUAUUGGCUGGACUGUGAUGCAUUGCUGCACAUCUCUAGCUCAUUCUUUAGCACUGUGGGUAAAGCGAGGAGUAAUGUCAAACAGAAAUAUGUGUAAAUUGCUUUUGUAAUGUUGGUUUGCAUUGAGCUCAUACAUUCUCAAAGUUCUCAUUCUCUGGACUUUGUAUUCAAUUAUUUGUGCUUCUCUGUUUUGUUUUUAACCAAAAGUCAGAUUUUUUUUAAUUAUUAUUUUAGUUUUGCUCAGAUUGUGUGGUGAAAACUGGGUACCAGCUCCCUUGUUUGGGCUGGAAGAGGUGUGAGGGACGUUUGGAACAACACUAAUUAAAAGCUGAAAGUGUAUCUGCUGCUGCCACCCAGCUGACUUCACCGCUGUGAGUCAACUGUACUCACACCAGAUUAUCCAUCCAUACGUAGCACGGGUGUAACUAGAACUGAACAAUUAUUUGGAAUUUUAUUGAAAUCACAACAUGGUCUUGUGCAAUAUCCAAAAUGGAGGUGCAAUAUUGGUUAAUUUGUGUCAAAAUCCCAUUCUGAAUGAAGUAUUGUGGUGCUGCAGAGAUGUCUCGGCCUACAAAUCGUAUUUUACAGACUUAAGAAAAAAUCUUUGUUUGUUACUAUUCCUCAAAAACAAUCGCACUAUGAUCAUUUUAAUAUAUUUUUCAAUGAAAAUAAUGAUGCAAAAAUGAUCAAUCCCUCCAAUAUCGUGAAUCAUAUCGCAAUUACAAUGUUCAUCAAAAUAAUCGGAAUUAGAUUUUUUUCCCCAAAUUGUCCCUAGGUUUAACUGAUAACAAUAACGACGGCUCUAUUCUAUUCCGAUGUGCCAGUAAGUGGUGUCAGUGAGCCAGCACGCAGAGUACCAGAACACCUGAAACACCUGGAACACCUGGAACACCUGAACUGAAUACAGCCCUAAUUCAUGUCAUUAAUUACACCUGUGUUUGUCACCAGUCAGUCAUGUGAUUUAAGGUUGAUCAAAAUGAAUGCCUCGUAAUAUUUGGAUUUUUAUUUUCAGUUAAAUGUUGAUGAGAAAGUACGAUGUAUAAUAAACUAAACCUGUUUUACA